UUGGUUUAACACCCAAAACCUCCCUAGAGUUCUAGGGUCAAAAACCCAAAAUAAAAUGACUAGGAACAAGGUGAAGCUUGAGUUCAUUACCAAUGACUCAGCAAGGAAGGCAACCUUUAAUAAGAGGAAGAAGGGGUUGUUUAAGAAGGUAAGCGAGUUAACCACCUUAUGUGGGGUGGAUGCUUGUGCCAUCAUUUAUAGUCCAUAUGCUCCGAGUGCUGAGGUCUGGCCAAGCCAAGCUGGAGCACAUAGUGUGCUCAAGAGAUUCAAGAAUCUUUCUCAGGACGAUCAAGGGAAGAAGAUGCUUGAUCAGGAGAAAUACCUGAAGCAAAGGAUCGCGAAAGCAGAACAACUGUUGGAGAAGCUGAAGAAAAAUAACAGGGAGAAGGAGAUUAACAACAUCAUGUAUGAGUGUCUUAAUGGGACAAGGAACCUUGAAGGGCUGAAUUUGGAGGAUACCAUGGAUCUUUGUAUGCUGGCUCGUAAGACUUCAAAGGAGAUUAAUGAGAGGAUUGUUAGCCUUGAGAAGAAUGCAGGAGAUAAUUGAUUUGCAUGCUUGCUUUUCAAAUUAAUCACUUCUAUGAAUAAAUGUGCUCCUAUUAUUGUUGCUUCUAAUGAAAGAUCUAAAUUAAUCAGUUACAACUCACAACUUGUUUGUGUGAUGUGAUUUUUAUAUAGUUGUUCACAUCAAGUAUUAAUUCAACCACAAACUAUAAUGAA
Chenopodium quinoa (quinoa) is the source of this 720-nucleotide messenger RNA. RefSeq names its product agamous-like MADS-box protein AGL80. Gene Ontology annotation, biological process: positive regulation of transcription by RNA polymerase II. The record is from RefSeq and is a predicted model, not a curated record. The transcript has a single exon. Gene Ontology annotation, molecular function: DNA-binding transcription factor activity, RNA polymerase II-specific; protein dimerization activity; RNA polymerase II cis-regulatory region sequence-specific DNA binding. Lineage: Eukaryota; Viridiplantae; Streptophyta; Magnoliopsida; Caryophyllales; Amaranthaceae. Bases 56 to 547 code for a protein of 163 amino acids.